Messenger RNA from Monoraphidium neglectum, 540 nucleotides. RefSeq lists its product as hypothetical. The transcript is spliced from 7 exons. The record is from RefSeq and is a predicted model, not a curated record. Lineage: Eukaryota; Viridiplantae; Chlorophyta; Chlorophyceae; Sphaeropleales; Selenastraceae. Bases 1 to 540 code for a protein of 179 amino acids. Gene Ontology annotation, molecular function: beta-phosphoglucomutase activity; sugar-phosphatase activity.
AUGAAAGGCAGCGACAUUGUGGACAAACUCUGCUCCGACCAGGGCGUGGACCUGACCCCCGAGCAGCGCCAGGACGUGGUGGCGACAGAGUCUGAGAUCUUCAAGAACAGCGGCCUGGAGGAGGCCGAGCCUGUGGCCAUUGUGAUGCGCAUUAUCAAGGAGGGUCGCGCGCGCGGCAUCCCCAUGGGCGUGGUCAGCGGCGGGGAGCACGCAGUUGUUGAGAAGGCGCUGGGGGUGUGCGGCAUCGGGGACGCGUUCCAGGUGGUUGUCAGUGCAAAGGACGUGGAGCAUGCGAAGCCGGCCCCCGACAUUUACCAGCUCGCGGCAGAGCGCCUGGGAGUGGACCCGCGCGGCUGCGUGGCGUACGAGGACGCGCCCCUGGGGGUCGAGUCGGCGCGCCGCGCCGGGUACUUGGAGGUUGUGGAUGUGACGUCACUCGACCAGCAUCCAGAGCGGGGCAUGAAGGACGGGGGGCGGGGGGAGGGGGCCGGGGAGGGGCUGAGGGGGGAGGUGGAGGACAAGGCGCGGGGCGUCAUGUGA